This is a messenger RNA of Rhodotorula graminis WP1, 1601 nucleotides long. RefSeq lists its product as uncharacterized. Lineage: Eukaryota; Fungi; Basidiomycota; Microbotryomycetes; Sporidiobolales; Sporidiobolaceae. Gene Ontology annotation, cellular component: endoplasmic reticulum membrane. The transcript is spliced from 9 exons. Gene Ontology annotation, molecular function: Delta24(24-1) sterol reductase activity. Gene Ontology annotation, biological process: ergosterol biosynthetic process. The coding region runs from base 1 to 1452 and encodes 483 amino acids. The record is from RefSeq and is a predicted model, not a curated record.
AUGUCUGAGCACCGGCACAACCUGCGCAGUCGCAAGAGCGCCCAGGCCCUCGACGCGUCCACCCCCGCCGAGCCUGCCGCCGUCGCCGUCGCCAACAAGGACAAGGCCGCCGAUCGGCACGGCGACCACGACGAGGAGCUCGAGUUUGGCGGCGCUGUGGGCACGUUUGCCAUGAUGACGGGCUUCCCGGCCCUGUUCUACUACCUCUACGCGUGCCUCUACUUCUACGACGGCAAGCUCGCGACGCCCAAGCACCCGCUCGAGCUCACUGGCUCGGGUGGCUGGCUCGAGUUCGUCCAGACGAUCGCGAGCCUCGUGUGGGAGAACGCCAUGCCGACCAAGCGUGCGACGGCCGUUUACCUCACCUUUGUCGGCGGCCAGUUCCUGCUCGCGUUCGUCAUGCCCGGCGUGUGGCAGAAGGGCCUCCCGCUCAAGCACCGCAACGGCCUCCAGCUCGACUACUUCUGCAACGCGUACGCCGCCCAGUGGGCCACGAUCGCGCUCGUCGGCGCGGCGCACUACACGGGCGUGUUCAACCUCGCCGAGGUGAUCGACCUGUACGGCCCGCUCCUCACGGUCGCGAGCCUGUUCGGGUUCGCCGUCGCGGCGGCGACCUACGUCACGAGCACCGAGAACCACCGCAUGAGCGGCAACGUCGUGUACGACUACUUCAUGGGCGCAACCCUCAACCCGCGCCUCGGCCGCGUCGACAUCAAGAUGUUUUUCGAGAUCCGCGUCUCGUGGAGCAUCCUGUUUGCGCUCGCCAUGGGCGCCGUCGCCAAGCAGUACCAGGAGUACGGCUACGUGAGCGGCAACACGGCCUUGUUCGCCUACGGCGUCGGCAUCUACUGGAACGCGUGCGGCAAGGGCGAGCAGUACAUUCCGCAGACCUGGGACAUGAACUACGAGAAGUUCGGCUGGCUCCUGUCGUACUGGAACGUCGCCGGCGUCCCCUUCUCGUACGCCUACGCCGCCAUCUACAUGGCGACGCACGACCCGGCGUCGUACGCCUACCCCAAGCCCGUCCUCUCGGUCCUCUUUGUCCUCCUCACCGCUGCGCAGGUCAUCAUGGACAUCGCGAUGGCGCAAAAGUCGCACUUCAAGGCGCUCAAAACGGGCACGUACAUCAAGCGGCACACGUUCCCGCAGCUGCCGUUCGCCGAGCUCGACAACCCCAAGACGUUCAAGACGCAGGCCGGCGAGCUCCUCGUCGACGGGUGCUGGGCGUUUCUGCGCAAGCCGAACUACAUCGCCGACUGGAUCCAGGCGCUCAUCUGGGGCGCGAGCGCCGGCACGCAGUCGGUCAUCCCGUUCUACUACCCUCUGUUCCACUGCACGAUGCUCCUGCACCGCAACUCGCGCGACGACGUCAAGUGCGCGCGCAAGUACGGCGACGACUGGCGCCGGUACAAGGAGCUCGUCCCGUACUCGUACAUCCCCUACGUCUUCUGAGCGUCGACGUCCGCCCGUGCCGCAUCUCGUCGGCGCGACGAGCCUGCACCGCCCUCCUUCUCCCUCAUUCCACGCCCUGAUACCCUUAGCUAGAGCCCCCCACCUCGUCGACGUAGUCGUCUACACUGCAAAGAUGCCCUGAACUUGUC